Messenger RNA from Caenorhabditis bovis, 351 nucleotides. The record is from the annotation of a GenBank genome assembly. Lineage: Eukaryota; Metazoa; Nematoda; Chromadorea; Rhabditida; Rhabditidae.
AUGUACUGCCAGCGUCUCGCCGUUCCAUUCGCACGCUCCCUUCUCGCCCAGAGAGCACCACUUGCUCUCCGCAUGGAAAAUGCUGUGGCCACUCGCAUGCUCAGCACCACCGUUGCUCGCAAGGAUAUCGACUCAGCCGCCAAGUACAUCGGAGCUGGAGCCGCUACCGUCGGAGUUGCUGGAUCUGGAGCCGGUAUCGGAAACGUUUUCGGAGCCCUCGUCAUCGGAUACGCCCGUAACCCAUCUCUCAAGCAGCAGCUCUUCUCGUACGCCAUUCUUGGAUUCGCUUUGUCCGAGGCUAUGGGACUUUUCUGCUUGACUAUGGGUUUCAUGAUCUUGUUCGCUCUUUAA